Messenger RNA from Penicillium maclennaniae, 1074 nucleotides. Its product is annotated as questin oxidase family protein. Gene Ontology annotation, molecular function: oxidoreductase activity. The record is from RefSeq and is a predicted model, not a curated record. The transcript has 4 exons. Lineage: Eukaryota; Fungi; Ascomycota; Eurotiomycetes; Eurotiales; Aspergillaceae. The coding region runs from base 1 to 1074 and encodes 357 amino acids.
AUGUGGGCGCUCGGAGCGACACCGGCUGAGAUCCAGGAUAUGUGGGACUACAAUGCGCGCUAUCAAGACUCCAUGAAUGGCGGAGACUCCUCCGCAAACUCGUCAGACCUUCAUGAAAUCAACGUGAAGGGAAUGGAGGCGGUCGUCAAAGAGUAUCUUCUUCAAGGCGAGGAGCGGGCCAAUGAUAUCCUGGGUCGCAUGUUUGCCGCAUUCUUCCCUUCAGAUCUAGUUCACCCCAUCAUCCAUCUGGGCUGCGGAAUCGAGUUCCAGCAAUCGAGUCUGGUCGCCGAAGCACUGGCCGGCGCCUGCGUUCACGAGAACUGGCCCAAGACGUUUCUCCUCCAAACCGAAGAAUACGUCCUGGAAAGUCUGCGCGAGAACCCUGACAUCGCCGCCGGCACGAAGGAGACCGACCCGUUCAACAAAAUCCCCGAUGGGUUCCUGAAGCGCGUCACCCCGGCGCAGCUCGUACCCUACCUCGCCCGCUUCCAGGUCAAGCCGGAGCCAGCGGACCUGCGGCGGAAGAUGUCCGACAUAAUGCAUACCACCGCGUACAUGAUCGCGGCCGCCCAGCGGCCCGGCAAACACGCCGCCAUGGACUUUGUCACGUUGCACGCUGUCACGCUGGCGGUAUUUUUCCCCGCCAUCCUCGCCCAGUCCUGGCUCUCCGACGCCGAGAAGGCGCGCCUGCUCGAGGCCACGGUGCGCGUGGAUACAGUAAUGUACGCUGGCACCGGGUGUCCCCCACUGUAUGCGGAUCGAGUGGUGAACUAUGUGCCGCGACACUCAACCGAUGGGUGGCCGGAGUUAUUCCAUCGGGCAAAUGUCUAUCGUGACGAGGGUCACGCAGUCAAACUCCUCCGCUCUAUGUACGCGCUCGAGCAGCUGGACCUGGCACCAGAUUUCCCGAUCGCCAAGCAUGAUUUCUUCCAGAUCGCACAUAUGAGCAUGGACUCAAUCGAGCGAGCGGUGGACCAAGCCGAGGGGAAUCACGUAUCAGAGGAGGUGGCCGCUGGGGUGGUCAAAUGGGUGGGGCAGGGAGGGGACAUGGUCGUUGCGAAUAUGACGCGAUAG